AUGGGCAAGGAUAAGAAGAAGGAGAAAAAGAAGGAUAAAAAGAAGGAUAAGAGUCAUAGAAAGGACAAAAGAAGAAAACACUCAUCUAGUUCAUCUUAUUCUGAUUCCUCAUCUAGUUCGGAGAGAGAGAAGAAUUGGGGGGGGCGGGGGAGAUAAUCUCGUUCAAGUUCAUUAGAGAGGGAGAAGGAGAAAGAGAAAUGA
Paramecium tetraurelia is the source of this 201-nucleotide messenger RNA. RefSeq lists its product as uncharacterized. The transcript has a single exon. The record is from RefSeq and is a predicted model, not a curated record. Lineage: Eukaryota; Ciliophora; Oligohymenophorea; Peniculida; Parameciidae.